Molecule: messenger RNA, 945 nt
Organism: Scedosporium apiospermum
Lineage: Eukaryota; Fungi; Ascomycota; Sordariomycetes; Microascales; Microascaceae
Exons: 2
Coding region: 1-945 (314 amino acids)
Biological process (GO): folic acid-containing compound metabolic process
Molecular function (GO): dihydroneopterin aldolase activity
Source: RefSeq, a predicted model, not a curated record
AUGCCACCAACCCUCACCAGCACCUGGGCCGUAAAAGCCAAAGCAGGCGAACCCCACGCCCUCAUUCGCAUCCGCAACCUCCAAUCCACCGCCCGCAUCGGCGUCGACGCCUGGGGUCGCCCGAACAAAUCCCAGCCCAUCCUGGUCUCCGUCGAAGUCUCCCUCGCCCAGCCCUUCGCCGAGUCCUCGUCCACCGACAAGGUCGAGACCGACACCGUCCACUAUGGCCGUCUGAGCAAGGCUGUCCUUGCCACCCUCCGCGAGGUGGAUACCGCUGCCGCCGCUGGUGAUGGCGCCGCUGUCUCGCUGCGCCGCCUGCUGGAUAUUAUCUGGUGGGAGCUCGCGAGUGUUGGCGUCGAUGGGUCACCGGCGCCAGGGGCCGUGGAUGUUGAGAAGGCGUUUUUGAACCUUUCUGGCGUUAGAUACUUGAGCGUCACACUUCACUUGCCGAAGGCGACCUUGUCUGGCGGUGGGGUGAGCUUGACGGGUACUUCGCUUUUCGAGAUGGGGCCUCUGGGACCUGAGGUGGACGUGUAUGGAGUAUGCUUGCAGCUUCACAAGUUACAGGUGCCUACGUUGAUAGGCAUUAACACCAACGAGAGGGAAGCGAAGCAGCUGGUCAUUGCGGAUAUCAAGAUUGACAAAUUUAUUGAGACUACCGACGUCUAUCCGGCAUUAGAGAAAGCUAUCCACAAGGCAGGUCACCUCCAUCGGCCCCCAUCCAACCCCGCGAGAGUGAACAUGUCGAAUUCAUCCUUCGGUACCCUUGAGGCCCUAGCUGUGGAUUUAGUUUCCUCAAUAAACGCCACGAGAAGCGACGCGCCGAGAGAGCCCUCGUUGCCGGAUGCAUGGCAAGUUAAGAUUCAGCUUGAAAAGCCCGUUGCUGUACCCCUUGCAGAAGGUGCAGGGAUCGAGUUUCUGUCAAACUCAUCCGCACAAUCGUGA